This is a messenger RNA of Closterium sp. Yama58-4, 4788 nucleotides long. Lineage: Eukaryota; Viridiplantae; Streptophyta; Zygnematophyceae; Desmidiales; Closteriaceae. The record is from the annotation of a GenBank genome assembly.
AUGGACACGCCUGUGGUGCUCACUAACGCUGCUCCUUCUAACGAGGACGCCAGCGCUGUCUCCGCCUUCGUCUCCAGCCUCAAUGUUAACGAGACCAACUCCGGCCCCGCAGUCCCUGUGGGGGGGAAUGCGUCAGGACUAGCGCAUAUCCUGGGCAUUGGCACGGCCAAUCCGGACAGGAAGGUCACCCAAGCGGAGUUCCAUGAGAAGUUUGUCACGACGCUGCCGUUCCCGGAUAAGAAGACCGAGGACCUGUCCAAGCGAAUCAUUGAGAACUGUGGCAUCAAGACGCGUCACCUGGUGCACGACAGCGACAUCUUCAACACCUACGACUCCAUCGCCUCCUUCGGCUCGCCCUCCCUCGACACGCGCCUCAAGCUCUGGCUUGAGCCCGCUGUCGCCCUGGGCAAGGCGGCCAGUGAGAAGGCCAUCAGCGACUGGGGGGGUGACCGCAAGGACAUCACGCAUGUCAUCACCUUCUCCACCUCCGGCAUUCACUGCCCUGGGCUGGACAUGUGUCUGAUCAAGCAGAUGGGGCUCCCGCAGUCCACGAAGCAUCUGUAUGUGAGCUACAUGGGGUGCCAUGCGGGCGUCAUCGGGCUGCGCACCGCCGCUGAGAUCGCUGCGGGGGACCCAUCGUACCGCGUGCUGGUGGUGGCAGUGGAGGUCAACUCGGUCAACGCGCAGUCCUUGAAUCCCGACAACCUUAUCAACAACAUCAUUGUGGACUGCAUCUUUGCUGAUGGCGCUGGCGCGUUCAUCCUGGGUGCGAAGCCGAGGGAGGGCGAGAAGGCGGUGUUUGAGGUGCAUAGGCACGGCACCACGUACAUCCCGGACAGUGAGGAUGUGAUCACGGCCAACGUGGUGUGCCAUGGGCUCGACGUGGGGCUCAAGAAGAACCUCCCCGAGCUGGUGGGCAACAACGUGAACCCCUUUGUGCGGAGCCUGGUGGGCAAUCUGAGCUACAGUGACAUGCUGUGGGCCGUGCACCCGGGCGGCAAGUCCAUUGUGGACAUGACGCAGAGGGGAUGCGGGCUCAAGUCCAAGCAGGUCCAAGUCAGCAGGGAUAUUCUGAGGGAGUAUGCAAACAUGGCAUCAUGCACCAUCAUGUUUGUACUCGAUAAAGUGCGCCGCGAUAAUCGCCAAAAGGAGGGUGACAAGUGGACUCUAGCCCUGGCUUUUGGCCCUGGAGUUUCAGAGAAGAAACAUAGUUGGAAAGGGUGUUUGGAGUUGACUUUUGAGUCGACUCAAAAGUCAGCUUGUUUGGAGUCUACUUUUGAGCCGUCUCCUUUUGAGCCGUCUCCUUUUGAGCCGUCUCCUUUUGAGCCGUCUCCUUUUGAGCCGUCUCCUUUUGAGCCGUCUCCUUUUGAGCCGUCUCCUUUUGAGCCGUCUCCUUUUGAGCCGUCUCCUUUUGAGCCGUCUCCUUUUGAGCCGUCUCCUUUUGAGCCGUCUCCUUUUGAGCCGUCUCCUUUUGAGCCGUCUCCUUUUGAGCCGUCUCCUUUUGAGCCGUCUCCUUUUGAGCCGUCUCCUUUUGAGCCGUCUCCUUUUGAGCCGUCUCCUUUUGAGCCGUCUCCUUUUGAGCCGUCUCCUUUUGAGCCGUCUCCUUUUGAGCCGUCUCCUUUUGAGCCGUCUCCUUUUGAGCCGUCUCCUUUUGAGCCGUCUCCUUUUGAGCCGUCUCCUUUUGAGCCGUCUCCUUUUGAGCCGUCUCCUUUUGAGCCGUCUCCUUUUGAGCCGUCUCCUUUUGAGCCGUCUCCUUUUGAGCCGUCUCCUUUUGAGCCGUCUCCUUUUGAGCCGUCUCCUUUUGAGCCGUCUCCUUUUGAGCCGUCUCCUUUUGAGCCGUCUCCUUUUGAGCCGUCUCCUUUUGAGCCGUCUCCUUUUGAGCCGUCUCCUUUUGAGCCGUCUCCUUUUGAGCCGUCUCCUUUUGAGCCGUCUCCUUUUGAGCCGUCUCCUUUUGAGCCGUCUCCUUUUGAGCCGUCUCCUUUUGAGCCGUCUCCUUUUGAGCCGUCUCCUUUUGAGCCGUCUCCUUUUGAGCCGUCUCCUUUUGAGCCGUCUCCUUUUGAGCCGUCUCCUUUUGAGCCGUCUCCUUUUGAGCCGUCUCCUUUUGAGCCGUCUCCUUUUGAGCCGUCUCCUUUUGAGCCGUCUCCUUUUGAGCCGUCUCCUUUUGAGCCGUCUCCUUUUGAGCCGUCUCCUUUUGAGCCGUCUCCUUUUGAGCCGUCUCCUUUUGAGCCGUCUCCUUUUGAGCCGUCUCCUUUUGAGCCGUCUCCUUUUGAGCCGUCUCCUUUUGAGCCGUCUCCUUUUGAGCCGUCUCCUUUUGAGCCGUCUCCUUUUGAGCCGUCUCCUUUUGAGCCGUCUCCUUUUGAGCCGUCUCCUUUUGAGCCGUCUCCUUUUGAGCCGUCUCCUUUUGAGCCGUCUCCUUUUGAGCCGUCUCCUUUUGAGCCGUCUCCUUUUGAGCCGUCUCCUUUUGAGCCGUCUCCUUUUGAGCCGUCUCCUUUUGAGCCGUCUCCUUUUGAGCCGUCUCCUUUUGAGCCGUCUCCUUUUGAGCCGUCUCCUUUUGAGCCGUCUCCUUUUGAGCCGUCUCCUUUUGAGCCGUCUCCUUUUGAGCCGUCUCCUUUUGAGCCGUCUCCUUUUGAGCCGUCUCCUUUUGAGCCGUCUCCUUUUGAGCCGUCUCCUUUUGAGCCGUCUCCUUUUGAGCCGUCUCCUUUUGAGCCGUCUCCUUUUGAGCCGUCUCCUUUUGAGCCGUCUCCUUUUGAGCCGUCUCCUUUUGAGCCGUCUCCUUUUGAGCCGUCUCCUUUUGAGCCGUCUCCUUUUGAGCCGUCUCCUUUUGAGCCGUCUCCUUUUGAGCCGUCUCCUUUUGAGCCGUCUCCUUUUGAGCCGUCUCCUUUUGAGCCGUCUCCUUUUGAGCCGUCUCCUUUUGAGCCGUCUCCUUUUGAGCCGUCUCCUUUUGAGCCGUCUCCUUUUGAGCCGUCUCCUUUUGAGCCGUCUCCUUUUGAGCCGUCUCCUUUUGAGCCGUCUCCUUUUGAGCCGUCUCCUUUUGAGCCGUCUCCUUUUGAGCCGUCUCCUUUUGAGCCGUCUCCUUUUGAGCCGUCUCCUUUUGAGCCGUCUCCUUUUGAGCCGUCUCCUUUUGAGCCGUCUCCUUUUGAGCCGUCUCCUUUUGAGCCGUCUCCUUUUGAGCCGUCUCCUUUUGAGCCGUCUCCUUUUGAGCCGUCUCCUUUUGAGCCGUCUCCUUUUGAGCCGUCUCCUUUUGAGCCGUCUCCUUUUGAGCCGUCUCCUUUUGAGCCGUCUCCUUUUGAGCCGUCUCCUUUUGAGCCGUCUCCUUUUGAGCCGUCUCCUUUUGAGCCGUCUCCUUUUGAGCCGUCUCCUUUUGAGCCGUCUCCUUUUGAGCCGUCUCCUUUUGAGCCGUCUCCUUUUGAGCCGUCUCCUUUUGAGCCGUCUCCUUUUGAGCCGUCUCCUUUUGAGCCGUCUCCUUUUGAGCCGUCUCCUUUUGAGCCGUCUCCUUUUGAGCCGUCUCCUUUUGAGCCGUCUCCUUUUGAGCCGUCUCCUUUUGAGCCGUCUCCUUUUGAGCCGUCUCCUUUUGAGCCGUCUCCUUUUGAGCCGUCUCCUUUUGAGCCGUCUCCUUUUGAGCCGUCUCCUUUUGAGCCGUCUCCUUUUGAGCCGUCUCCUUUUGAGCCGUCUCCUUUUGAGCCGUCUCCUUUUGAGCCGUCUCCUUUUGAGCCGUCUCCUUUUGAGCCGUCUCCUUUUGAGCCGUCUCCUUUUGAGCCGUCUCCUUUUGAGCCGUCUCCUUUUGAGCCGUCUCCUUUUGAGCCGUCUCCUUUUGAGCCGUCUCCUUUUGAGCCGUCUCCUUUUGAGCCGUCUCCUUUUGAGCCGUCUCCUUUUGAGCCGUCUCCUUUUGAGCCGUCUCCUUUUGAGCCGUCUCCUUUUGAGCCGUCUCCUUUUGAGCCGUCUCCUUUUGAGCCGUCUCCUUUUGAGCCGUCUCCUUUUGAGCCGUCUCCUUUUGAGCCGUCUCCUUUUGAGCCGUCUCCUUUUGAGCCGUCUCCUUUUGAGCCGUCUCCUUUUGAGCCGUCUCCUUUUGAGCCGUCUCCUUUUGAGCCGUCUCCUUUUGAGCCGUCUCCUUUUGAGCCGUCUCCUUUUGAGCCGUCUCCUUUUGAGCCGUCUCCUUUUGAGCCGUCUCCUUUUGAGCCGUCUCCUUUUGAGCCGUCUCCUUUUGAGCCGUCUCCUUUUGAGCCGUCUCCUUUUGAGCCGUCUCCUUUUGAGCCGUCUCCUUUUGAGCCGUCUCCUUUUGAGCCGUCUCCUUUUGAGCCGUCUCCUUUUGAGCCGUCUCCUUUUGAGCCGUCUCCUUUUGAGCCGUCUCCUUUUGAGCCGUCUCCUUUUGAGCCGUCUCCUUUUGAGCCGUCUCCUUUUGAGCCGUCUCCUUUUGAGCCGUCUCCUUUUGAGCCGUCUCCUUUUGAGCCGUCUCCUUUUGAGCCGUCUCCUUUUGAGCCGUCUCCUUUUGAGCCGUCUCCUUUUGAGCCGUCUCCUUUUGAGCCGUCUCCUUUUGAGCCGUCUCCUUUUGAGCCGUCUCCUUUUGAGCCGUCUCCUUUUGAGCCGUCUCCUUUUGAGCCGUCUCCUUUUGAGCCGUCUCCUUUUGAGCCGUCUCCUUUUGAGCCGUCUCCUUUUGAGCCGUCUCCUUUUGAGCCGUCUACUUUUGAGCCGUCUACUUUUGAGCCGUCUACUUUUGAGCCGUCUACUUUUGGGGCGCCUCAAGAGUGGAAGCGACUAUGCUUGUGCAAGAGGAAGCGGAUACCCAGUUGA